This is a messenger RNA of Ostertagia ostertagi, 438 nucleotides long. NCBI's taxonomy places the organism in Eukaryota, Metazoa, Nematoda, Chromadorea, Rhabditida, Trichostrongylidae. The record is from the annotation of a GenBank genome assembly.
AUGGAUACUCUUCUCUUCUCAGGGGGAAAUAUAAUCCUCGCAAGUGUGACACCGUGGAUCUCCCUAUGCAUCAAGGAAGGCGUAGAGGACGACCUUAGGAUACAUACGAGUAAUGGGGAACGUCAGCAUCUAAGACGCCUACAACUGAGCGAAAAGGAUCGUUCUCUUCGGCUUUCAGAAAAUGCUUUACGUCAACGUCGAAGACGUUUAGAAGAGACCCCUGAGGAGCAGUCAACUCGCCUAGAAAAAAACUCUGCGCGUCAACGUCGAAGACGCUUGGCGGAGUCUACAGAUGGACGGUCGAUCCGCCUUGCAGGAAACGCCGCACGUCAACGCGAGAGACGUUUGCUGGAGAACCCCGAAAAACGGUGGACUCGCCUUGCAGAAAGCGCUGCGCGUCAACGUAGGAGGCGCUUACUGGAAACCCUUGAAGAAUGA